This is a messenger RNA of Chondrus crispus (carragheen), 792 nucleotides long. RefSeq lists its product as hypothetical. The coding region runs from base 1 to 792 and encodes 263 amino acids. The transcript has a single exon. Gene Ontology annotation, cellular component: cytoplasm. The record is from RefSeq and is a predicted model, not a curated record. Gene Ontology annotation, biological process: thiamine biosynthetic process. Lineage: Eukaryota; Rhodophyta; Florideophyceae; Gigartinales; Gigartinaceae. Gene Ontology annotation, molecular function: thiamine-phosphate diphosphorylase activity.
AUGCCGAACGCAGAGUGUUCUUUUCUCCCACCCGGACUUCCGAAGCGGAUACGUAGAGAAGGCAGCAGCUUCCCACAAAAAUGUUGUACUCGUUUCCACGCUCAUGAAGUCAAAAAUAGAGCUACUCUGGUAAAGCCUGCUCUCCUCUUCGUGACGCCCAACGGGUUCUGUCAAGACUACGCGAAGGCCAUAACACGGGUACAAGAAGUUAUUUCCGCGGGAGCGUCUUUAGUCCAAAUCAGAGAUAGAGGCUCUACUGCAGAUGAAAUACUAAAGCUCACGGACCGGCUGUUGCGAGCUGGUGUGGACCCAACUGCCCUGUCACUAAACGGGGUACAUCCAGAAGAAGCCCGCGCGUUGACACCAGCUGUCGGUAUUCACAUUCGCGAAGCCGAUAUUGAUGAGUAUUCACAUGCUGCAGCGAUCAACGCCUCGCUUGGUGUCGUUAUUGGCUGCUCCGUCCAUUCCGUGGCUGCAGCCGAGCUUGCGUGUGAAAAACUUGCACUAACCUAUCUGCAAGUCGGAACAAUGUUUAACACGAACAGUCAUCCCGGCAAGAUCCCAGAGGGUCCAGCGUUGUUGAGAGCUAUCCGCGAACGAUUGGGACCAUCCGAAACACUGAUUGGUGUUGGAGGUAUACAAAAGCACAAUCUUCAUACCGUAUUCAAAAAUGGAGCGUCGGGCGUUGCCGUGAUCUCUUCUAUUUCGGCUGCACAUGACGUACGGAGGGCAACCUCCGAAUUGCAUAGGCUUUGCCGAGAUAAUUUUGAGAUUGAAAAUGGUUCCUUGUAG